UAAUUGGUGGUGAAUUGAAAAAAUUUUGUCUGACAGUGAAGUAAAGUGCUACGCCAUCUUUAUUUGCAUUUUUUGACGACGCUUUCAGAAUUUGCGUGUUUUAAGCGAAUAUAAAAUGUCGCAAAGAUUUGCUCCUGGUCAACCAGGACCUGCCCCAGUACCGGGUCAACCUCGAUACCAACCACCUCCUCCUCAAACAGCUGGGAUGCGUCCAUACGCCACCGGUGGUGCUUUUCCGCAACGUGGAUUUCCAUUACAUCAAAAUACAUCGCAACCUGGACAAAGUAAUACAAAUUCCCCAGGUGGGCCACCAUUACAUCAACGGGCUUCUCAACCUGGUUUUCAAAGUGGUCUUAGGGGUAGCGGCUCUGGGGGUGGAAACAAGAGGUCAGCUGAAGCACGUAAUAUUAACAGCAGUCAAAAUAAAGGAGAUUUUGUAGCGGCAAAGAAAAAGAAAAAGCUUGCAGAUAAAAUUUUGCCACAGAAAGUACGCGAUCUGGUACCAGAAUCGCAAGCGUACAUGGAUCUACUCACAUUUGAGAGAAAACUAGAUGCCACUAUCAUGCGGAAACGACUUGAUAUUCAAGAAGCGUUGAAAAGACCUAUGAAACAGAAACGAAAACUUCGUAUCUUUAUCUCGAAUACAUUUUAUCCCAGUAAAGAGCCAAGCAAUGACGGAGAUGAAGGCUCUGUGGCCUCUUGGGAACUCCGUGUAGAAGGUCGUUUGUUAGAGGACGGAAAGGGAGACCCUACCACAAAAAUAAAAAGGAAAUUCUCUUCAUUUUUUAAGUCUUUGGUAAUUGAACUGGAUAAGGAGUUGUAUGGUCCGGAUAACCACUUGGUUGAGUGGCAUCGCACCCACACUACGCAAGAAACUGAUGGGUUUCAAGUGAAACGUCCAGGUGACAGAAACGUGCGGUGUACAAUUUUGCUUUUACUGGAUUACCAACCAUUACAAUUCAAAUUGGAUCCCAGACUAGCACGUCUCCUGGGUGUUCAUACUCAGACACGUCCGGUAAUAAUUUCUGCACUCUGGCAAUAUAUAAAAACUCAUAAAUUGCAAGAUGCUCAUGAGCGGGAGUAUAUAAAUUGUGACAAGUAUUUAGAGCAGAUAUUUGGGUGUCAGCGCAUGAAAUUCGCCGAGAUACCACAACGCCUCAACCCGCUCCUUCAUCCACCAGAUCCUAUUGUGAUCAACCAUUUUAUUGAAAGUGGUGCAGAGAACAAGCAAACUGCAUGUUAUGAUAUCGACGUUGAAGUUGAUGACACACUUAAAAACCAGAUGAAUAAUUUUUUAAUGAGUACAGCCAGUCAGCAGGAAAUUCAAGGUUUGGAUACAAAGAUUCACGAAACAGUCGAUACCAUUAAUCAGAUGAAAACUAAUCGCGAGUUCUUUUUGAGUUUUGCGAAAGAUCCACAGAAAUUUAUCCAUCGUUGGAUAGUAAGCCAAACUCGAGAUUUGAAGGCAAUGACGGAUGUUGUUGGUAACCCUGAGGAAGAACGUCGAGCAGAAUUCUACUAUCAACCAUGGACUCAUGAAGCUGUCUCACGUUAUUUCUUUACAAAAGUAAAUCAGAAGCGCGCCGAAUUGGAACAAGCCUUGGGUAUACGUAAUGUCUAACUCAUCUCAAUAUGCUCAUUUAUAUUAGUAUAUAGUUCGCUUUUUAACUUGGGUUCAAUAAAUAUUUAUAUGAAAAUAAUGAUUAACUGAAAAAAAUCACAACUUAUUCUUCUAAUAUGUGCAUUAGAAUUGUUAAAUGUGUAUUUAAGACGUAGAAGACGAUAUACGAAACAUGAGAAUUUUACAACACAGAGCGAAAACGAGAUGUCGAGAAGAAUGAAAGCGUAUUGUAGAGCAGGCACUGGUCCACACCGAACAGUAAUGCAAAAAUGAUGAUGAUGUAUAUGUAAAUGUAUUUGAUUGCCGUAACCGAGCGGUAUAAUUUAUGAUCGAAACCCAUUAAGGGCAUUAAAUAUCAAAUGAUAAUUUUUUUUCUAAUAGCUGUUCUAAUUAAAAACCUCCAAGUGUAUUUCUGAUAGGAAAAAGCGCAUAAACAAAAUUAUCUUUCGGAGGCGUUGUGAUACUGCAGGCCCUCAAUUUGCAAGUUAACAUCAAAAUACACUUAACCAGUGGAAGAUAAGAUUUCCCAAAUUUCGAAUAAGAAUCUGAGGACCUAUUAUAUAUGCAUGUCACAGCUGUUUCUGCCAAUAUAAUGCAAAACAUCGUUUCACAUUCUGUAACUGAAACCCUACCUUUAAAACACUUAUAGUUUUUAAGUUAUUUGAUUUAACAAUUUGUAAAAUUGACGAACACUUCUGUUUUGGAGAGCCAAAAAAACAACAAGAAGUGCUGGCAGAUACCUGAAAAACCAGCAAUAACAGAUAAUCGAUUAAAAAAAGGCAAAUGUUUUGAUUUAUAUGCAUUAGUAUUUGAGUUUCCUGUAUUUCGAUUGUCUAGAUACCUAUAUAAACUACACGAAAAAAUUAUGAGCCCAAGAUGAUUAUGAUGAUAAGUAUAAUAAGCAAAAAUAGAAAAAUGUCUCAAUAUUUUUUCAUUGAUUGUAUGUUUUAAAUGGUAUAUUCCGCAUUUAUUGCUGGUAUUUUAGUAACGCACAAAUUCUUGCCAUGUGCAAAACGAAAUAAUUAUAAGAUCAAAAGCGUUUGCUUUUAAUUUAAAAGUGUACAAUGGAAUUUUAUGAAUUUUUGAUCGCUUUAU
Messenger RNA from Anastrepha ludens (Mexican fruit fly), 2716 nucleotides. RefSeq names its product brahma-associated protein of 60 kDa (gene Bap60). The coding region runs from base 116 to 1621 and encodes 501 amino acids. Gene Ontology annotation, biological process: regulation of transcription by RNA polymerase II. NCBI's taxonomy places the organism in Eukaryota, Metazoa, Arthropoda, Insecta, Diptera, Tephritidae. The record is from RefSeq and is a predicted model, not a curated record. Gene Ontology annotation, cellular component: SWI/SNF complex; nucleus. The transcript is spliced from 3 exons.